This is a messenger RNA of Salvia hispanica, 836 nucleotides long. RefSeq names its product mediator of RNA polymerase II transcription subunit 15a-like. NCBI's taxonomy places the organism in Eukaryota, Viridiplantae, Streptophyta, Magnoliopsida, Lamiales, Lamiaceae. The record is from RefSeq and is a predicted model, not a curated record. Gene Ontology annotation, biological process: regulation of DNA-templated transcription. Gene Ontology annotation, molecular function: transcription coactivator activity; chromatin DNA binding.
GAGCCAGAUAUCCACUCAUAUCCAUUGACGUGACCAAAGACUUAAUGGGCAAGUUAAGAUACAAGCGUACAUACAUUUACAAUUAUUUGCGUAUCACCUUGUUCGAAUUUCAUCGCCGAUCGCUCUCGCUCAACGCCAUAUCCUAUAAGGUCAAAAUUAAGGCGCUGCAGAUGGACAACAACAACCGUCAGACAGCGGAAGGGCAUAUUCUGAUGCCCGGUCAGGUGAUCGGCGGCGAUUGGAGGACUCAGCUGCAGCAGGAUUCCAGACACAGGAUUAUAAACAAGAUAACGGAGACAUUGAAGAGGCAUCUUCCUUUCUCUGGAGAAGAGGGACUGCAGGAACUCAACAAAAUAGCAGUCAGAUUUGAGGAGAAAAUAUACACUGCGGCAACUAGCCAGUCAGAUUAUUUAAGAAAAAUCUCUCUCAAAAUGUUGACGAUGGAGACGAAAUCUCAGAAUUCUCUUAAUAGCAAAAAUCCCCAAGAUACAGUUCUUGCAGCAGCAGGCCAAUAUCUUCUCACGGAUGAUCCGGAGAUAUCGAAUUUGUCGAGCGCCCUCUUAAACAUGCCCCCGCUUGGUUCCCCGUCGAUGGAUGAAUGAAGGAGAAACAGAACCACUGCAUUCCUUUGUUAUGUUGUCACUUUGCUUUCUUAGUUAUGUGUCUGUGACUCUUGAGUUAUGGCAUGUUUAAACCUGUGGAGAAAUUCAUCAUCUCUCUUUUUAUAGGAUUGUAAUGUAUGCUACAAUCAAUUGGAAUAAGGCACCAACUUGUGUGGUGCCAUUAUCGACACUUCCCUUGUUUUAAUGAGUUCAGUAAAAUUUCCUAUUCUAUUC